AUGGACACACUUUUACCUAUCAAAGAAUUGAACGAAGCCGAUUUUGAAAACUUUAUUAAAACGGUCAAUACACUAUUUGAAACUGCGCCUCCUUUGGCUAAACGAUUAUAUGAAAAGCGACCUUAUUCUAGCUAUGACGCACUGAUUAAUGAAGCAGACGAGAUUCAAUCAAGACUAAACAAGGAGGAAAGGAUUGAGGUGAUAAACGCACAUCCACGUAUUGGGGCACCCAAGCAGAACCUAUCUGCCAUGUCACAAAGAGAACAGGGCAAGGGCCAGGAAGAUAAUGAAGUGAAUGAAGAGUUGAAACGAUUAAACGAGGCGUAUGAACAAAAGUUUGGAUUUAAAUUUAUCGUGUUUGUGAACGGAAGAACAAGAAAGGAAAUUAUACCUGUUUUGAAGGAACGUAUGGAAGGACAGAGCCGAGAGCAAGAGUUGAAUACAGGCAUUCAGGAGAUGAUCAUGAUUGCCAGAGAUCGUCUCAAGAAACUUGGUCAACAAAGUCAUUUAUAA
This is a messenger RNA of Rhizopus microsporus ATCC 52813, 513 nucleotides long. RefSeq lists its product as uncharacterized. The transcript has a single exon. NCBI's taxonomy places the organism in Eukaryota, Fungi, Mucoromycota, Mucoromycetes, Mucorales, Rhizopodaceae. The coding region runs from base 1 to 513 and encodes 170 amino acids. The record is from RefSeq and is a predicted model, not a curated record. Gene Ontology annotation, biological process: allantoin metabolic process.